Molecule: messenger RNA, 1395 nt
Organism: Fraxinus pennsylvanica
Lineage: Eukaryota; Viridiplantae; Streptophyta; Magnoliopsida; Lamiales; Oleaceae
Source: the annotation of a GenBank genome assembly
AUGACACUUUACAUGCCACUGUUCAGAGCCUGCAGAACCUCAAGAACACUCAUUCAGCUCCACACACACCUCAUAGUCACAGGCCUACAAAGGAACCCCCUUGCAUCAACUAAGCUCAUUGAGUCCUACGCUCAAAUGGGCUUCAUCAAAUCCUCAAAACUAAUAUUUGACAAUUUCCUAAAUCCAGAUUCCUUCAUGUGUGGUGUUCUGAUCAAAUGCUGUGUGUGGAAUGGCCUGUUUCAAGAAGCCAUUUUUAUGUACCAAAAGAUUGUGUAUGAUAUGAUCCAAUUUAAUAGCUUCAUUUUGCCAUCGAUUUUGAGGGCCUGCUCUGCAAUUAAUGAUCUGGGCAUGGGGAAAAAGGUCCAUUGUAGGAUUAUAAAAUCUGGGAUUGAGUCUGAUCCCUUUGUUGAGACUUCAUUGCUGAGUAUGUAUGGUGAAAUGGGGUGUUUAUAUAAUGCUAGGAAAAUAUUUGAAGAAAUGUCAGUGAGAGAUAUGGUUUCUUGGAGUUCUAUAGUAUCUAUUUAUGUUCAGAAUGGGGAGGCUAGUGAAGGGUUGAACAUUUUCAAGAAAAUGACGACAGAAGGUGUGGAAAUUGAUUCGGUGACUAUGUUUAGUAUAUCUGAGGCCUGCGGUGAAUUGAGGUUAUGGAGAGCUGGAAAGUCGGUUCAUGGUUUUGUGGUUAGAAGGAAUAAUGAUCAUGGGGCAUUGGGAAGUUCUCUUGUUGCAAUGUAUGGAAAAUUUGGUGAUUUGCGUAGUGCAGAACUGUUGUUUUACAGCCGUAUUUGCCAGAGCGUUUCUUUGUGGACAGCGAUUAUUGCAUGCUAUAAUCAAAAUGGAUGCUUUCAAAAAGCAGUAACGACAUUUAUUGAGAUGCAAGAGAGUAAUGUGGAUAUGAAUACCGUUACGUUGAUGAAUAUUGUUUCUUCUUGUGCCAGGUUGGGAUGGCUUAGAGAAGGGAAGUCUAUUCAUGGAUAUGUUAUUAGGAACAAUAUUGACCUUGACAGGGAUUUUCUCAGGUCACAAUUAAUAGAGAUGUAUGCUAAUUGUGUAAAGCUAAAUUAUGCCCAUGCGGUCUUUGAUAUGAAUAAAGACAGGCAUAUUGUAUCAUGGAAUAUUCUCAUAUCAGGCUAUGUUCGGGAACAAAUGACCAAUGAGGCUUUCACACUUUUUGUUCAAAUGUUUAUUCAUGGGAUGUUGCCCGAUUCAUUUGCUUUGGCAAGUGUUCUAUCAGCCUGUGGAGAUAUCGGAUUUUCUAAAUUUGGACGUCAAAAACCUGAAAUCUCUGAUGUCUCGUACGAUGGUGAAUUCAUUCUCGAGACUUGUAUGAUGAGUAGGAGGACUUUUGACAACAUUGAGAUGUGGAAUAUCGGUGACAUAUUUGGUAUGCUGGAUUGA